Brugia malayi is the source of this 1155-nucleotide messenger RNA. RefSeq lists its product as uncharacterized. The record is from RefSeq and is a predicted model, not a curated record. NCBI's taxonomy places the organism in Eukaryota, Metazoa, Nematoda, Chromadorea, Rhabditida, Onchocercidae. The transcript has a single exon. Bases 1 to 1155 code for a protein of 384 amino acids.
AUGGAAAGAAAAGAUAAAGCAACUCAUUCGAUCGGGAAGGAAAAUCAUCGUAAUUAUCCAAAUCGUUCAAUCGAGAGGAAAAAUUAUCGUAAUUUUCCACAUCAUUCGAUCGAGAGAGGAAAUCAUCAUAAUUAUCAAAAUCGUUCAACUAACAGGGAAAAUUAUCAUCGUAAUCUACCAGGUGAUUUAGCCAACCGGGAAAAUCAACGAGAUCUUCCAGGUGGUUUAAUCAAUCGGGAAAAUCAACGGAAUCUACCAGGUGAUUUAGCCAACCGGGAAAAUCAACGAGAUCUUCCAGGUGGUUUAAUCAAUCGGGAAAAUCAACAGAAUCAUCCAGGUGAUUUAAUCAACCCGGAAAAUCAACGAGAUCUUCCAGGUGGUUCAAUCAAUCGGGAAAAUCAACAGAAUCAUCCAGGUGAUUUAAUCAACCCGGAAAAUCAACGAGAUCUUCCAGGUGGUUCAAUCAAUCGGGAAAAUCAACAGAAUCAUCCAGGUGAUUUAAUCAACCCGGAAAAUCAACGAGAUCUUCCAAGUGGUUCAAUCAAUUGGGAAAAUCAACAGAAUCAUCCAGGUGAUUUAAUCAACCCGGAAAAUAAACAAGAUCUUCCAAGUGAUUCAGUCAAUGCGGAAGAUCGACGCAAUCUUCCAGGUGAUUCAGUCAAUCGGAAAAAUCAAUGGAAUAAUCCAGGUGAUUUAAUCAAUCAAGAAAAACAGCGCAAUCAUCGAGAAAAACAACGCAAUCAUCCAGAUGAUUUAAUCAACCGGGAAAAGCAGCGAAAUCAUCGAGAAAAACAGCGCAAUCAUCCAGAUGAUUUAAACAAUCGAGCAAAUCAUCAAGAUCAUCCAAAUGAUCCGAUCAAUCGUGAAAAUCAACAUUGCCUGAUCAACAUGGAAAAUUGUUAUUCAAUUGAUAGGAAAAAUAAUUUCAACUUUUCAACAAUAUCAUUGAUUAACAGUGAAAAUGAAUCGAAUUUUUCAACUGAUCCAAUGAAUCAAACAAAUCAGUCAAACAUUCCAAUUCGAUUAAACGACACAGAAAAUCAUUCAAACGACACAGAAACUCAUGAAAAUGUUAGGAAUCGUCCGAUCGACCGACAAAAUCGUUUAAAUGUUCCACUUCAUCCGAUUGUAAGAAUGUUACAGCGAUAUAUGUAA